Gaeumannomyces tritici R3-111a-1 is the source of this 2283-nucleotide messenger RNA. RefSeq lists its product as hypothetical. The transcript has 3 exons. The coding region runs from base 1 to 2283 and encodes 760 amino acids. The record is from RefSeq and is a predicted model, not a curated record. Lineage: Eukaryota; Fungi; Ascomycota; Sordariomycetes; Magnaporthales; Magnaporthaceae.
AUGGCGGAUGACAACAACAGCCGCCGCCAUCGCCGCCGCAGCAGCAGCACCAACAGCGCCAGCACCAACAGCACCAGCAACAGCAACAAGAUGGCGGACUGGGUGCCGGCACGGCUGCGCAAGCAGUACGUGGACGGCGCCGUGGCCGUGCUUUUGGUGGUGGCCACCCAGGCCGUGAUCCUGGGGCUCACCAGUGCGGGCGACCGCAUGAACAACUUCUCGGCCGCAAUCCUGGGCAUGGCGGCCCUGGCCAUCACCAUCAUUGCCCUGGACGGCGGCUUCCGGGUGCUGUCCAGCAACCCGGAAGCCGUCCAGGACUUCUACCAGAAGCACCUGGCCGCACCGUCCAACCUCCUCAACCGGCACAUGGCCAUCGGCUUCACCGUGCCGUUUGUGCACAUCUUCAAGGCCACGGCGGCAAGCCCAAGGGAGAUUGGGCUGAUAACAGCCAUGUUUGUGCUAUGCGGAAUCAUCUUCCCGGUCGUCGUUUUCGGCAUGACCUACGCGCUGCAAAGCGCCCUGAUCUUCGCCCGCCGCCCCGCCCGCCCCAGCCGCCGCCCGGCUGGCCUCGUCGACCCGCCCGCCGAGAGCGGCGACCGUAAGAACCGGCGCCUCUCCAACCAGUCGACGCUGAUCGGGCAGCGGACGCCCCGGGACGCCGCCACCGACGCCGACGAGUUCCAGGACGUGGCCCUGGACGACGACGACGACGACCGGAACCAGGCCCCUCCCCCUCCGACCGCUUACGCCCCCGCCCCAGACUCCCCCCAGCGGCACCCCCACGCGGCCCGGCUGAUGGACUGGGUCCUAUCCAACAUCACCCUGUACGCCUGCGUCUUCUCGGUCCCCAUCGCCGUCGUGAUCGCCAGCUGCACCGACGCCACCGUCCCGCUCGACGUGUCGGUCCUCUUCACGGCCUGGCUGGCGUCGCACGCGCUGCAGCGCUGGGUGAGCCAGGGGUCGUUGGCCAUGCGGCGGCACCCGCGCGUCCGCACCGCCGUGGCCGUCUGCCUGCUCAACCCGGUGCUCAUCACGGCCGGCGCGACGGUCGCCUACAUCCACGCGCGCUGGGCGCUCCGGGUGUCUAAGGGGCAGCCCGAGACGCAGCUGGUCGACGUCGUCAGGGGCUUCCAGUCCGGCACGACGGUGGCCCGGUACGCGAUGCGGCACAUCCUCGGCGGCGGCGGCGGCGUCGGCGACGAGGACGCGGGCGGGGAGGCGGGCCACCGCCGGGGCCGCCAGCAUGUGGGCGCCGGCGACUUGGCCACGUCGAUCCUCGAGUCUGGCCUCGCGGCCUGGGGCUUCAAGCUGUUCGAGUGCCGCCGCCAGCUGGCGUCGCCGACGGGCCUGGUCGUGCUCGCCGCCUCGGCCGCCGCCGCCGCCGUGACCGUCGUGUCGGCGCCGCUGCUGGCGCACGCGGGCGCCGGGCUCGCGUCCGCGCAGAGCCUGUCCUUCGCCACGCGCAGCGUCACGCUGGCCCUGGGCACGCCCGUCCUGACGCGCCUGGGCGGAGAUGUGGGUGCGAACGCGGCCAUGGUCGUCUUCAACGGCGUUGUCUUCCAGGUCGCCAUGGGGCUCGGGCUCGGGCGGUGGGCGGCCGCGCGCCUCGGUGCGGUGCGUGACCGGUGCGCGGAGAUGUGGGAGAGCUCUAGACGCCGAGCGGCGGGCGCAUCGGACGCGCAGGGCGACGACCACAAGGGACAUGGUCACCCGGACCUGGAGCUGGGGGAUAUACGCCAUGAUAGAGAAGCCGUUGCAGAUCUCGCACGUCAGCUCAGUAGACAGCUUUCGUCGCCGCAGCCGCAACAACAACAGCAGCAGCAAACACAUUCACUCCGUCCACGCCUCGACGUCCCCCCUGGCUUUCCAAACCCGCCGAGCAGAAACCGGCACGCGCACAUGUCGGUAGAUUCGCCACCCCCGACCCCCAUAACAUCCAGCGCCACACAAACCCCCGCGGCUCCAUCUAUUCUUGUCUCUCCGCCUGCGUCGCCGAACGCCGCAUCGUCGGGUCACGAUCACGUCGUCCAGCAGCAACAAGAACCCCAAACCACCUCUGAUAACUCCACUGCCGGCGCCACCACCGAAGACGCCCGGACCGUCGCCACGGGCGUCACCGUCGGGAUAAACGCCGCCGCCAUGGGCACGUCGUACCUGUACGAGAGCCAGAGCCGCGCCGCGCCGUACUCGACGCUCGCCAUGACGCUGUUCGGGGUCAUGACCGUCGUCUUGCUCUCCGUCAGCCCGCUGGCCGAAUGGCUAAUGUGGAUGCUAGAGCACUAG